This is a messenger RNA of Penicillium digitatum Pd1, 720 nucleotides long. RefSeq names its product carbon-nitrogen hydrolase family protein. Gene Ontology annotation, molecular function: beta-ureidopropionase activity. Lineage: Eukaryota; Fungi; Ascomycota; Eurotiomycetes; Eurotiales; Aspergillaceae. The record is from RefSeq and is a predicted model, not a curated record.
AUGGUCCCCACAGACCCCCUUUGGGCAGUCCAAGCCGGCCAAUCUGCCCAGUACCUAGCAAAGUAUCAAAGCCUGGCCAAAGAUCUGCAAAUCUGCAUCGUACCGGGUACAAUCAUCGAAACACACACAGGGUCCGACCAAUCAACCCUGUUCUACAAUACAGCCUAUUUUAUCUCAAACGAUGGUACUGUGCUCGGCUCCUACCGCAAGAAGAACAUAUGGCAUCCGGAACGACCCCACCUCACCUCCUCAGGCCUAGAGCCCCAUGUGGCCAUCGAUACCCCGAUUGGCCGCGUGGGGAUACUGAUCUGCUGGGAUCUGGCUUUCCCCGAGGCAUUCCGGGAACUGAUCGUCGACGGGGCACAGAUUGUGAUUGCGCCUACAUACUGGACCCCUCACGACGCCUCCCUCGAGGCCCGCGCGUAUAACCCAGAUUCUGAAGCCCUGUUCCUCGAGUCGACCAUAACAUCACGUUGCUUUGAGAAUACCUGUGGUGUUGUCUUCGCCAACGCUGCUGGGCCAUCGGAGGAUUUCUUAGGCUUGUCGCAGAUUACCCUUCCACUGGUGGGGCCGAUCGCUAAGAUGGGGACUGAAGAUGGAUUCAUCGUUGCCGAUGUGGACGUGGGGGCCAUUGAGGCUGCUGAGAGGAAUUACAAGGUGCGAGAGGACUUGAAGAAGGUGGAUUGGCAUUAUGUUUAUCGGCAUACCAGGCGGAAUUAG